This is a messenger RNA of Amoebophrya sp. A25, 6067 nucleotides long. The record is from the annotation of a GenBank genome assembly. Lineage: Eukaryota; Dinophyceae; Syndiniales; Amoebophryaceae.
CAAAAGCAGGAGCUGAAAAAGACUGGAAUGCACUUUUUCAACUACGAAGGAGUUCGUUGUUUUAGUCGACGUGAAGAUAAACUUACUUUUACUAGUGAAUUUUAUGUAUCAUUUUCGUUAGUGAAUCGAGCAAGACGUCGAACGAUGGCACGGCAGCAAAUAGUAUAGUUUAGGUUCUUUUUUCAUAGGUUCGAAAGAAUGUAGUUAAUAAAGCAAAGGACCAGGAGACAAAGAGACAAUUAUUGUUCGAAUAUAGCUCCGAUCUAACAAGCAGAGCUUUGUGUUCUUCGUCGUCUUCGCACACCAUAGUGGCUGAAUUUGAAGUCAUGAAGUCUCGGAGACGGAGCAGCUUGUUCUGUGUUCAAAAGCUGACGAGAUUGAGCGAGACGAGCGAUAUUUUGAGAUUGAUAUUAUUUGGCUAUCAAUUUUCGUGCAGACGAGGGUACAACAGGUUUCCCCUGCUGUGGACGGCGAGUCGUAACCUCCUAUCCUAAUGUGCAUACCACCUAGUGCGAUUUCGAUUCGUUUUUGCAUCAUUACAUCGCAACUUUUACCAGUUCUCCCCUUGUGACGAAAACUUCUGGUUCCUAGGCUUGUGGCAUGAAAACUUCUACGGUCUAACGGAUGAAUGACAAGAUGAGACGACUCAAAACUCCAAGAACAUGCCUGACGCCGGCUUAAUCAUGCCUGACGGAAGGCAGUGUGGUAGGAUGCAUCUGUGUUGAGACGAGGUGGUCUUCACCAAGCAGGAACACUUCUAGUGGGCGCAAGGCGACUUGAAAUCACGUUCUCAACGUUAAUAACCAUCACGUUUUCAACGUCUAAUAACCAUCACGUUUUCAUCAACGAGUAACCAUCACGUUUUCAACGUCUACAACUUGAAGUCGCGUAUUCAACGUCAAAACCAUCACUUUUUCAACGUCUACAACUUGAAAUCGCGUUCUCAACGAGUAAUAACCAUCACAAGUGGAUCCCGGAGACGAGCAUCUUCUGUCACUAUGCCACGUCGCACACUACUAGUUUCUUUGCUGUUGGUCGCCAGCGCCAACGCAUUUGACCGGGAUGGUCAUGAAGCGAUAGGCAUGACGGCUAAUUCCGCGAUACCCAGAGGAAAGGUGUUGCAUACACUGAAGCGACUUCUUUUAUGGCAUAAAUAGAUCCUGUCCGUCGUGACUGUACUAGUAGAAGAAGUGAGAUUGUGAAAGAAACCGGAUGUUGUCUGCUGUCAGUCAAGGAUGUGUAUUCAUCUCUUUAAACAAGCGCAACAUGAUCCUCCUUUUACAACGAAAAUUGCUACGAGUGAAUCACGUAUUAUCAUUAUGUUGUUGAUGUUGAUAAUUACCCAUAGUAUUAGUCCUAUACAACGAAGAUUACAACAACGAAAAGUGAAGAAAAACGCAAGACCCUCUUCUAAUCCCUCAAGGCAAGGAUAUCAUGGAUGUGAGCGGUUGGGCCCAUAUGGUCGACAACAAGCUACCUUGGACAGAAGCGCUGCACUACCAGAAAUACGAACUAGGUACUUGCUACUUACAACAAGUACAACUGUUCUCGUCAGUCCUAUGCUUACAACAACAACUUGAGGCGUUGAAGUUCAAGAACAAGUACUACUGCAGAAGUUUUAGUACUAUACUAUCAGUGAAACUGAACGUCGUGAACCUUUUCUUACUGAUUCUUCCACUUGCUUCAUCUCCAGGUACCGGCAGCAACUACGAGGAACAGUGCCAGAGCUUGAAGCUCCUAUCUGACGCGAACAAUUGCCCAUCGGGCCACUGCCUCAUUGGCGCUUUGGGAUACUUUUUCUUAUGGAUUUAUUAUAGGGUUCACCUUGAUCAUGUUCUUGAUACUAUCUAUGAAAUUGAUUUUCAUAGAGUAAUCCAAUCCAACUAGUACAUACUACAUACGACAUGCUAUUACAGCAUAGGGGUCCUGUGAAAUUACUACAGCAGGGAGAUUCUUGACAUUCAGAUUGAGCAAAAGCAUGAGUGCACUUGGGGGACUCAUUUUCCUAGGUCUCUCUUCUGUAUUUUGCUUUCCCUCGUCUGCACCCUCUAAUCUCCUCCAUAAUCGCAAAAAACGACAAGGAAACGCCGAGUGUGAAGCUAGAAUUGCCAGCAGGACAGACGUUCACGGAGGCUGAUGCAAUGAAGUUUCUGGUAAACUUAGUGGCGGAUGCACAUCAGCCGAUGCACUUCGUCCCAAGUACGGGUCCUCUCGGGACCAGCAGUGUUGUGACGAAGACCUCCGAUUUACCCACUAUGAAAAAAAAAUUGAAGAUGAAGGCCAUUCCCAAGACCAACUUGUACGAGUUCUGGGACAAAGACUUGACACAAAGUAUAAUUUUAUUAUUUACAACGCCUGUUCUUCUUGUAAUAUUUUAUUUAUUAAGGAAUUAAGAAUAUGGACUGGUGGCACAAAGUAAAAAGUACUUUUUUACACUCUAGUAUUUGUUUCUCAUAAGGAAAUUCUUUGAGAUUUAUUUAGAUUUUUCACGGAUGAACAAAGUACUGCUACAUUAACUUUUUUUAGAGCUGAUGCUGAUCUUCUAUGUAUCAGAACCAGAACUGCCACGUCGACGUAGUAGUUAUCGUUAAGUCUAUUACACGGCGUUCACAUUUUCGUAUCUUACACAAACACACUCUCGCCCAGACAUAAAAGAGGGUGCUCCUUCGUGGUGGGAUGGUGGCUGGACGAAUAUUUACCGUGGACGAGCAUUCGGAAUCGAAUUUGAUGCGCAGCAGGUGUUUGAAAGUUAUGGGUUACAUCAAAUUACAUUCCCCAUCAUUGGCUCUCUUCCGAACUACCAUCUUCAUUGGCUCUCUUCCUAACUAGUUGGGUUUCCGAUAUGUGGUUUCCGAUAUCUUGAUGGGGUUUUGGUUUGUUUGUGUGUGAUAUUGAGAAGUCGUCUUAUGUUUGUCGUUGUGUCUCCCCGCACUAGUACCAUUGUUCUUGGCUCUUUAUUUCCUUUUCGUAGUAGACUAAAAGAAGUCACCAGGUGAAAUGUUGUGCGGAAAAGUGUAAUUUUUCUGUAACCUCUAAGAAAGGGAAGAUAAGGAGCUGAAAUCGAAAGCCGUAUUGCCCUAUGCGCUCUUCGAACGAUGGGCUACGGAAACAGCAAAGUAAUUCAAAUUUUUCCUUCGUUUUUUAUAAUUUUACCUCCAGUUGUACUAGUUCUACAUCGAAGACUCGUCUCAUUUUUCCAACUAGAAAAGCCUGCGGAAAACGAGAUCAUCGAUCACUUUCCACAAUAAACCCUAAGAAAUUGUAACCAAUCUCGUGAGGCAUCCCUAUCAUCUUUCGUCAAUUCCCUCACUCCCCCUCCCAUUCUCCCACUCUCAGAUACGCCUGCCUUUCCGCCUAUCGAGACGGCACGAACCUUUUUCAGGCUGGGGAUGAUGAAACCGAGGUGAGUGAGAAGAGUUACAACGCGUGGAAGGACAAGAUACUCGAGAAUAUGCUAGCUGCGGGAGCUAGAACGGCUAUUACCGUCAACGCCAUCGUCGAAGCCGUGGGUGACUCUUUAGUUAUGAUGAUGAAUGAAUAAUGACUAAUUAUGGUUCUAAGAUCUGUUGACGGUUUGCUUCAUGAAAGUCGAAGACUUCCAACUCAGCUUAGCGAUGACAGUUUUUUUUUUAGAUAUGACUAAAGGUAAAGAGUCAGGGAAAUCUUAGGCAGAUUGCCGAGUAGAUUCCUUCGUAUCAUCAUGACUAAAGAGUCACCCACGGCUUCGACUAAAGGUAAUCUUUUCUUCUUUAUUAACCACGGAGAAGUCUUCACUACACACUUCCUGUUACUAUCUUCUCUUGCCAGUGGUAGAGAAUGAGCACCAAAGACGUAUGAUUGACGAUGAUGAUGAUGCUGAUGACUGAGAGAGAAGACUCAUAAGUCUUCUCUUCUUUGUGCCUCAAAUUCCUCUAAGGCCAAGACGUCGGCGCAAGCGGUGAACCCUGAUGGAAAAGUCGGCGCUGGUGCAGGUGCAACCUUCAACACUGCAUCAGGAGUUGCUGAGGUACGUGCAGUACUAGAGUUCUUGCAUUUCUGAUUCUGGCACAAGGACUCUCUGACGUCAUCUAGUAGCGACUAGAACUUCUACCAAAAUGAUGAUCUAAGUCAAACAUGGAUACCAGGAGACACCACAAGCAAGAACUAUGAUAAAAAGAACAACAACUACCCAAAUUAUAUUUUUAUAUCUUGACUUGAGUACUUGGACUACUAGAUAAUAACUUCAACCUGAAUGAAGAUGUUGAUACUUCUCGGCUAGUGCUUUUACUCUUCACUCCAACCACACAAAGAAGAAAUAUAGAAACAAAGAACCCGCAAUCAACGAAGAAGACUUAUUUUUAGACCACCAUGAAAAAUGCUAAUCUUAUGCUGCAUGUGACUACUUACAAUUACAAUCAAUACGCAUACCCACAGGUAACAUCCGAUGAGGAAGAUUUAGAUCUUUUUCAUGGUGUGGGAGAUUUGAAUCUGAAAAGAGGCCGUCAUGCACACGCAGGACGAGAGGCCUUCCAGAAUUUUUGCAUCAACUUGCUCAUCUUCAUCGUCGAACUCGGAAUGAUGAUGUUCUUCUUUCACUACACUUAUGAGGGCAGAUUGCCGAGUAGUUAUAGAUUCUAAUCCAGGAGGCAUGUAGUUUAAUCCAAGAGGCAGGUUAGUUCUCAUGAUAAUUUGACUCUUCUACCAUGUUUCCGUUAUUCUCCACCUUUUGCGUGUUCAGAAGUCAGACAGGGAAAUCUUAGGUAGUUUGCCGAAUAGAUUCACACCAUCACGCAGAAUGACAAGAAUAACAUCACAGUUACAACUAUUUUUAACGAAUCCUCGCCAGGGGAACUAAGUUAAGGCAAUUAUUUGCUCAAUAGCUGAGUACUCGCAUCAGCAGACCCUCGCACAUCUUCUAACCCCUUGGUUCGAACGCUGCCGCUGCCACAGCGACAGCCCUGGGCGGAACGUACAAUCUGGGACCGAACAAGAACGAGCCACCAGGCAUCCAAAUGGGGGCCAUCAAGCGCUUGGACUAGGCGAGAUAGUAGUAGGAGUAGUAGUAGGAGAGGAGUGGAGGAGACACUAGUAGGAGAGGAGUGGAGGAGACACUAGCAGGAAGACAUCUGGGGAGGACAUCUGGGGAGGAUAUCUGAAGAGGUCCGCUGGGGAGGAUCAUGUGGAAGGGGUUAGGAAUAAUACAAGAAGAGGGAAAAAAGGGAAGUAGAAGAAGGUGACAGAAGAUGAAGAAGGGUGCAAGGUAUACGUAAUAAAGGAGGCAGCUUCUUCGAUAACUUAAAAACCAUUAGCUAUAGUUUUUCAGGAAUUAAGGAAGGCAAAGGUGUUGAACCUAAGUAGAGGGGAGGAGGCAAGACAUCUGAAGUAGUGUUGUAUUGGCGCAGCAGGCCAAUGAAAUAUGCGACUGCGUGCCUCGAAGUGGUCACUUCAUAAAACUGUAGUAAACUCUUUUGGGCACCAACACGAUAUAUUCCUAGACUUUUUUUUGGAAUCACAGGAGGAGAAGGAGUGUGCGGAUGAGCUACAUCGUGAUCGUUUGUGCAUAAAAAACAAAAUUAAAUUUAUCUUUUUUUUGGUUUUCAGAGACACAUCACAGAUCACACCCAGCACAUUGCUAUUGAUAUUCAUUGUCGGCUAAGAUGAAAAAUUGAGACUUGUGCGUUACACCAGAGCUAUUGAAGAGUGUAAAAAAUUAAACAUUCAGCUUUCCUACCAGCAUUAGAAGAAAAAAGACUUUGACUUGCAACGUCAUCACAAAAUUUCUCCAAGACUAGGUUGCUACAACAACAUGAUACAACAUCGACUCGUCAAUCCACGUUCAUCUACAGCUAUUAAAUAUAAUUAAUUAGUAUGUUUGUUUGUUAUCCUCGUAUUGGUGACCGCGUGAAUGAGUGAAAAUCAUCACCAUCUGGAAGAUCUUGUCCUUGAAAAAACUUGACAUCACUGUACUUGUAUCAACAAAUUGCGGUUUGAAGAUUCAGGGAAGAAUUGCAGUUGCUUGAUACAGCUUCGAAAAGAUAGCCAGCACAACGACGCGCUUCGAAUGUCGAACUGCCGAGGACGUCACCAC